Molecule: messenger RNA, 752 nt
Organism: Cotesia congregata
Lineage: Eukaryota; Metazoa; Arthropoda; Insecta; Hymenoptera; Braconidae
Source: the annotation of a GenBank genome assembly
AAAGGAAUUCAAAAACGUAGAAUCAGAAAUUAAUGAUGAGCCAACAACUCAUUUUGGGUUUAAAACAGUUAAAGAACGUGAUAAAAGUAAACAAGAAAGUAGCUGAUUCGUAUGAUGUAAUGAAUGAUGCAAUGAGCUUUGGAGUCCAUAGAAUUUGGAAAGAUUUGUUCAUUCAAGAAUUAUCACCAUCACAUGGUUGUAAAUUAUUGGAUACAGCAGGAGGAACUGGUGACAUAACUUUUCGGUACUUAAAUUAUUUAAAUAAUUUAGAAAAUAAAAAAAAGAUUAAAAGUUAUGUUACUGUAUCCGAUAUUAAUCAAAACAUGUUAGACGUUGGACAGUCAAGAGCUAAAAAAUUAGGAUUCACUCCAGAAAUUGGGUACAAUAUAGAUUGGUUGCAAAGUGAUGCUGAGAGUCUAUCUUGUCCGGAUGAAUCUUAUACUGCUUAUACUAUUGCAUUUGGAAUAAGAAAUGUAACCCACAUUGAUAAGGUAUUAUCUGAAGCUUAUAGAGUUCUUCAGCCAGGAGGAAGAUUCUUGCUAUAUGAUCAAUACUCAUUUCAAAUGAUACCAGUAAUGGGGAAGUUGAUUGCAGGUCAAUGGGAACCGUAUCAAUAUUUAGUAGAGAGUAUCAGAAAGUUUCCAAAACAAGAUGAGUUGAAGGGUAUGAUAGAAGAUGCUGGAUUUAGACAGGUGACAUAUAAAAAUCUAACAUUUGGAGUAGUUGCUAUCCACUCUGGCUUCAAAAUAUAA